CCCUCUCUCUGGAGUGAGGCGAGAGCCCCGCACAGAGCGAGGGAGACAGCGAGCUGAGCUCCGGGCGCUGCCGCUGCUGCUGCCGCUGAGAGUAAGAGCGAAGGCGCAUCCGAAAGACCCAGCCCCCCUGCACUGGCCGCCGAGACCUUCGCUCUCACCUGGGCCAGCGGGAGCCGCGGCCGUACUCCUCUCCCCCCCUCACCUUCCCGGCCGGCAGCGGCGGCUGCUGCACACGCCGGAGCCGGAGCCGGAGCCGGAGCCCGAGCCCGAGCCUGAGCCGGAGCCGGCGGCUUGGGGGGCAGGGAGGCGGCUACCACCGACCGGGACUGGGUAGCUGCUCCGCGGUGAGAGAACGCUGAGGAGGCGCCGGAGCUUCUGCCUCGUCCCGGGGGGCCUGGGGCGAGAGACCCCCAAGGUGUAGGGAGGGGGGUCCCAGCCGCAGCGACACAUGCGGGAGCCGGGAGCGGGGGCGGCGCCGAGCGGAGCCGGCCGGGUCCCUCGCCUCGCCGCCGCCUCGGCCACCCGCCCGGGGCCGUAGCAUCUUGCCCCGGAGUGUAUGAACCGGGGCCCCAACCAAGUUCGGCAACCACCCCCCGGUCGGGGGGGCGGGGACCCAGAUGUGAAGCUGCGGCUGGGGCGGCGGAGAGAGCAGGACCGACGCCGCCGUCCUUUCCUCACCUUUCCCCUCCCCUCAGCCCCCUCCGGGGGUCUUCUCCCUUGGCCAGUCGCCGGCCCCCCGGCUCCUUGGCUGGACUCCGGGAGGAGUUCUUAGAGCCCCCCUCCCCCGCCCCAGUCCCGAGGGCGGCGGGGCCGGGGGGGACCCGGGGGGCCGGCUGCAGCCUCCACCCAGAGGAAACUUUACAAAAACAAAAUUCGGAGUCUCCCAAACCUGACUGUCCCGGGAGAAGUGGCCCUGGACGGGCAGAAGCCGCAGGCUGAAAAGACCCAGGAAGAGGAAAAGAGGAGGUAAGCGGGGCCGCCGCCUCCUCUCCCCUGGCAGCGCGGAAGAGACCCGGGUGGCCGCCUGGUUUAGCGACACGAGCACCGCUUCAACCUCAGUACCGCACCGGAGCCUUCCGCAGCUGCCGCCUCAGUCCGAAGGAGGAAGGGAACCAACCCACUUUCUCGGCGCCGCGGCUCUUAAAGUGAUUACUUCCUUAGGAUAGAUUGCCAGAAGUGGAGUUACUGGGUCAGAGGAAUGUGAAAACCUUUGCAUCUUCUGAUAGUCUAGCCAAGGUCCAAGAAGUAGCAAGCUGGCUUUUGGAAAUGAAUCAGGAACUGCUCUCUGUGGGCAGCAAAAGACGACGAACUGGAGGCUCUCUGAGAGGUAACCCUUCCUCAAGCCAGGUAGAUGAAGAACAGAUGAAUCGUGUGGUAGAGGAGGAACAGCAACAACAACUCAGACAACAAGAGGAGGAGCACACUGCAAGGAAUGGUGAAGUUGUUGGAGUAGAACCUAGACCUGGAGGCCAAAAUGAUUCCCAGCAAGGACAAUUGGAAGAAAACAAUAAUAGAUUUAUUUCGGUAGAUGAGGACUCCUCAGGAAACCAAGAAGAACAAGAGGAAGAUGAAGAACAUGCUGGUGAACAGGAUGAGGAGGAUGAGGAGGAGGAGGAGAUGGACCAGGAGAGUGAUGAUUUUGAUCAGUCUGAUGAUAGUAGCAGAGAAGAUGAACAUACACAUAGUAACAGUGUCACAAACUCCAGUAGUGUUGUGGACCUGCCCGUUCACCAGCUCUCCUCCCCAUUCUAUACAAAAACAACAAAAAGAGUAUUCGUCAACCAAGAGGAGUUUUAAAAUGUCAAAACCGGGAAAAGCUACUCUAAACCAUGGCUUGGUUCCUGUUGAUCUUAAAAGUGCAAAAGAGCCUCUACCACAUCAAACUGUGAUGAAGAUAUUUAGCAUUAGCAUCAUUGCCCAAGGCCUCCCUUUUUGUCGAAGACGGAUGAAAAGAAAGUUGGACCAUGGUUCUGAGGUCCGCUCUUUUUCUUUGGGAAAGAAACCAUGCAAAGUCUCAGAAUAUACAAGUACCACUGGGCUUGUACCAUGUUCAGCAACACCAACAACUUUUGGGGACCUCAGAGCAGCCAAUGGCCAAGGGCAACAACGACGCCGAAUUACAUCUGUCCAGCCACCUACAGGCCUCCAGGAAUGGCUGAAAAUGUUUCAGAGCUGGAGCGGACCAGAGAAAUUGCUUGCUUUAGAUGAACUCAUUGAUAGUUGUGAACCAACACAAGUAAAACAUAUGAUGCAAGUGAUAGAACCCCAGUUUCAACGAGACUUCAUUUCAUUGCUCCCUAAAGAGUUGGCACUCUAUGUGCUUUCAUUCCUGGAACCCAAAGACCUGCUACAAGCGGCUCAGACAUGUCGCUAUUGGAGAAUUUUGGCUGAAGACAACCUUCUCUGGAGAGAGAAAUGCAAAGAAGAGGGGAUUGAUGAACCAUUGCACAUCAAGAGAAGAAAAGUAAUAAAACCAGGUUUCAUACACAGUCCAUGGAAAAGUGCAUACAUCAGACAGCACAGAAUUGAUACUAACUGGAGGCGAGGAGAACUCAAAUCUCCUAAGGUGCUGAAAGGACAUGAUGAUCAUGUGAUUACAUGCUUACAGUUUUGUGGUAACCGAAUAGUUAGUGGUUCUGAUGACAACACUCUAAAAGUUUGGUCAGCAGUCACGGGCAAAUGUCUGAGAACAUUAGUGGGACAUACAGGUGGAGUAUGGUCAUCACAAAUGAGAGACAACAUCAUCAUUAGUGGAUCUACUGAUCGGACUCUCAAAGUGUGGAAUGCAGAGACUGGAGAAUGUAUACACACCUUAUAUGGGCAUACUUCCACAGUGCGUUGUAUGCAUCUUCAUGAAAAAAGAGUUGUUAGCGGUUCCCGAGAUGCCACUCUUAGGGUUUGGGAUAUUGAGACAGGCCAGUGUUUACAUGUUUUGAUGGGUCAUGUUGCAGCAGUCCGCUGUGUUCAAUAUGAUGGCAGGAGGGUUGUUAGUGGAGCAUAUGAUUUUAUGGUAAAGGUGUGGGAUCCAGAGACUGAAACCUGUCUACACACGUUGCAGGGGCAUACUAAUAGAGUCUAUUCAUUACAGUUUGAUGGUAUCCAUGUGGUGAGUGGAUCUCUUGAUACAUCAAUCCGUGUUUGGGAUGUGGAGACAGGGAAUUGCAUUCACACGUUAACAGGGCACCAGUCGUUAACAAGUGGAAUGGAACUCAAAGACAAUAUUCUUGUCUCUGGGAAUGCAGAUUCUACAGUUAAAAUCUGGGAUAUCAAAACAGGACAGUGUUUACAAACAUUGCAAGGUCCCAACAAGCAUCAGAGUGCUGUGACCUGUUUACAGUUCAACAAGAACUUUGUAAUUACCAGCUCAGAUGAUGGAACUGUAAAACUAUGGGACUUGAAAACGGGUGAAUUUAUUCGAAACCUAGUCACAUUGGAGAGUGGGGGGAGUGGGGGAGUCGUGUGGCGGAUCAGAGCCUCAAACACAAAGCUGGUGUGUGCAGUUGGGAGUCGGAAUGGGACUGAAGAAACCAAGCUGCUGGUGCUGGACUUUGAUGUGGACAUGAAGUGAAGAGCAGAAAAGAUGAAUUUGUCCAAUUGUGUAGACGAUAUACUCCCUGCCCUUCCCCCUGCAAAAAGAAAAAAAGAAAAGAAAAAGAAAAAAAUCCCUUGUUCUCAGUGGUGCAGGAUGUUGGCUUGGGGCAACAGAUUGAAAAGACCUACAGACUAAGAAGGAAAAGAAGAAGAGAUGACAAACCAUAACUGACAAGAGAGGCGUCUGCUGUCUCAUCACAUAAAAGGCUUCACUUUUGACUGAGGGCAGCUUUGCAAAAUGAGACUUUCUAAAUCAAACCAGGUGCAAUUAUUUCUUUAUUUUCUUCUCCAGUGCUCAUUGGGCAGUGUUAAUGCUGAAACAUCAUUACAGAUUCUGCUAGCCUGUUCUUUUACCACUGACAGCUAGACACCUAGAAAGGAACUGCAAUAACAUCAAAACAAGUACUGGUUGACUUUCUAAUUAGAGAGCAUCUGCAACAAAAAGUCAUUUUUCUGGAGUGAAAAAGCUUAAAAAAAUUACUGUGAAUUGUUUUUGUACAGUUAUCAUGAAAACCUUUUUUUUUUUUUUUUUUUUGCCAACCAUUGCCAAUGUCAAUCAAUCACAGUAUUAGCCUCUGUUUAUCUAUUUACUGUUGCUUCCAUAUACAUUCUUCAAUGCAUAUGUUGCUCAAAGGUGGCAAGUUGUCCUGGGUUCUGUGAGUCCUGAGAUGGAUUUAAUUCUUGAUGCUGGUGCUAGAAGUAGGUCUUCAAAUAUGGGAUUGUUGUCCCACCCCUGUACUGUACUCCCAGUGGCCAAACUUAUUUAUGCUGCUAAAUGAAAGAAAGAAAAAAGCAAAUUAUUUUUUUUUAUUUUUUUUCUGCUGUGACGUUUUAGUCCCAGACUGAAUUCCAAAUUUGCUCUAGUUUGGUUACGGAAAAAAGACUUUUUGCCACUGAAACUUGAGCCAUCUGUGCCUCUAAGAGGCUGAGAAUGGAAGAGUUUCAGAUAAUAAAGAGUGAAGUUUGCCUGCAAGUAAAUAAUUGAGAGUGUGUGCAAAGCUUAUUUUCUUUUAUCUGGGCAAAAUUUAAAACACAUUCCUUGGAACAGAGCUAUUACUUGCCUGUUCUGUGGAGAAACUUUUCUUUUUGAGGGCUGUGGUGAAUGGAUGAACGUACAUCGUAAAACUGACAAAAUAUUUUAAAAAUAUAUAAAACACAAAAUUAAAGUUGCUGGUCAGUCUUAGUGUUUUACAGUAUUUGGGAAAACAACUGUUACAGUUUUAUUGCUCUGAGUAACUGACAAAGCAGAAACUAUUCAGUUUUUGUAGUAAAGGCGUCACAUGCAAACAAACAAAAUGAAUGAAAAAGUCAAAUGGUUUGCCUCAUUCUCCAAGAGCCACAACUCAAGCUGAACUGUGAAAGUGGUUUAACACUGUAUCCUAGGCGAUCUUUUUUCCUCCUUCUGUUUAUUUUUUUGUUUGUUUUAUUUAUAGUCUGAUUUAAAGCAAUCAGAUUCAAGUUGGUUAAUUUUAGUUAUGUAACAACCUGACAUGAUGGAGGAAAACAACCUUUAAAGGGAUUGUGUCUAUGGUUUGAUUCACUUAGAAAUUUUAUUUUCUUAUAACUUAAGUGCAAUAAAAUGUGUUUUUUCAUGUUA
Messenger RNA from Rhinopithecus roxellana (golden snub-nosed monkey), 5188 nucleotides. RefSeq names its product F-box and WD repeat domain containing 7 (gene FBXW7). Gene Ontology annotation, molecular function: ubiquitin binding. Gene Ontology annotation, cellular component: cytoplasm; nucleus. The transcript is spliced from 14 exons. Gene Ontology annotation, biological process: proteasome-mediated ubiquitin-dependent protein catabolic process; ubiquitin recycling. The record is from RefSeq and is a predicted model, not a curated record. Bases 1529 to 3568 code for a protein of 679 amino acids. NCBI's taxonomy places the organism in Eukaryota, Metazoa, Chordata, Mammalia, Primates, Cercopithecidae.